Molecule: messenger RNA, 1197 nt
Organism: Trichoderma gamsii
Lineage: Eukaryota; Fungi; Ascomycota; Sordariomycetes; Hypocreales; Hypocreaceae
Exons: 4
Coding region: 1-1197 (398 amino acids)
Source: RefSeq, a predicted model, not a curated record
AUGACACCUUCUAUUUCCAGUCCUCAACAUGAAUCAAUCUCUGCUUCACAGGUCAGAAGAAGCCCCAAAGGCGGGUUAACUUUCCGGAUACGAGGUGUACCUCUAAGCUGGGCUAAAGAACAAUUGCAAGUCUACCUGGAGCAACAAGAGCCAGAUUCGCAACCACUUGUCAAAUCUCUUGCGUGUGAAAUAGAUGGCUACUCCAAAACCGCUACCGUAAUUUUCCAGAGCCCAUUGCCUCCGGAGAAAACCAGCAAGCCUUGGAAUAUCUCACUGUCGGAACCGGACAAUGACGACGACUUUUCUGUCUCAGCCCUACCCUUGAGGGUAGAUGGGGCCUUUCUCGGCAUUACCACUCUGUUUACGCCUCCGGUAGGAGAUCAUGGUGUUGAUAUCGUUGCUGUCUCUGGCCUUGGUGGACAUGCUUAUGGGUCCUUCAAGGACAAAAAUGGAAACUACAUGUGGCUGCAAGAUGCCCUACCAUAUGAUAUCACUAAUGACGAUAGCCAUCAUCCAAUGGCACGUGUUAUGAUAUACGGCCAUAAUUCGGCUGUUCCAGGAAGUAACAGUGUGCAAGAUAUCGACGACCUAUCAUCCGCACUACACUCAGGCCUCUUGACUCUGAUUCAAGCUCAACAGCCAAAGCCAAUUAUUCUCAUGGGCCAUAGCUUGGGUGGCUUGAUCAUCAAGAAGACAUUGAUCAAUCUGUCCAAGUCCCCCAGUCAGGACGACCAGAACCUCUUCCGAGCGAUUUAUGGGAUCGUAUUUUUCGGUGUUCCACAUGGCGGUAUGGACGUUGCAUCUCUUAUACCCAUGGUCGGCGAUGGGCCUAACCGUCUCCUUGUCGAGUCAAUCGGAGCAUCAUCUUCUAUAUUAGAUGAUUUGGAACUGAAUUUUCACCCGUCUUUGGGUGGCCAGGGAGAAAAAGAAGUUACUUGCUUCUACGAGACAGAGCAAUCGCCGACGGCGCAGCAGGAUGAAGAGGGUAGAUGGAGCAUGAGCGGCCCUCCAACCAUCCUUGUUACUGAAUCUUCAGCGGUUCAUUGUCGCUCAUGGGAACAUGACAGUGUUCACAUACGCCCUAUCGCACGAUCCCAUUCCGACAUUGUUAAGUUCGGUCCAGGCGACAGUUACUAUAACGAUGUCCGAGAUAGGCUCUACGGAGUUGUACAGCGAGCUGUUGGGCUAGAAGCAUAA